AGGGCGAAAGGAAGCAGACUUCCUUGAGGGGGGGGAAUGAAAGCAAAUUUAAUAACCAAGCGCUGGCCGCUGGCCGAUAGACAUCUAGAUGUCAUUUUCGUGUGGUGGUGCUGUGGAUGAGUGCCUGGCUGGGAGUGGGGGAUUCCCGGCGUGCUACUGGGAACUGUGGGAAAGGACGAGGCCAAUAAAAAUAUCUGACAAGUAUCAGAUUGUAUAAGCACUGAGUUAUUGUGUGAAAUCAAACUUAUAGAUGGAUCGUAGAUCAGAGCUCGUAUAUAAAUCAUAGAGCACAGCUCGUAGAUAUAUAGAUUAUAGAUCAUAGAGCUUAGCUCGUAGAUAUAUAGAUCAUAGCUCGUAUUUAUAUAGAUCUUAGAUAGAUUACUUGAGAUACGAUGACAUAAAGCACGUGUGAUAUACUUAUGAUGUUCGUAUUCUAAACUAAGCUUCUGAGAUCCUCGAGCAGUUGCUGAAGUUCCUCGAGAUCCCAAGACAGUUUUGCUGCCUAAGACAUCCUUAGGCCGAAGGAUUUCUCGCCACUAAGAGCGCUCCUCACCCACAGAAAGAGAGAGAGAGAGAGAGAGAGAGAGCGAACGAGAGAAAGAGGGAGAGUGUCCUUCUGCCCGCCGGGGUGCCGCUUGCGCAACAACCCCUAGCCCCGUAACCCCGUAACCCCGUAACCCCGCAGCCAUGAACCCCUGAGCGCCGUGCGCCGAGUGCCGAGCGGGUAUAAAACGCAGACCGCUCCCCGUACCGCUUCAGUUUGUCAGCGAGAGCAGUCGAGAGCAGAAGACUAGCAGAGUCUAGAAGCAGAUCCUUUUUUUUUGUGCACCACACAACAGACGAAACCCAGCAAACACACACACAACAUGCUGAAGUGGACGGCAUCGGCGCAGCGCCUGAACGAGAUUCCCGUGCACGAUGAGGAUGCCAACCAGCAGCGGAUGCCCGCCCAGCGGAGUAGACUGCAGCGGCGACAGCGCCGCCAGCGCAGAGCCACCAUUGCCAACAAAGAGAACGUGCCCGACACCGCCGUGGGCUACACCUCCACGCCAGUGCCCAUGGCUGCCCGGCUGCUGAACAGUCCGCUGGUGCUGGCGCCGCUCAGCGAUAUCCGGAACGUCACCCCAGAGGCGGUGGUGCGCAGCCAGGCGCCCCAAAGGGUGCAGAGUGUGCGAUACGCCACCACAUUGCCACGCUUCGCCGAGGACUACUCGCCCAACGGACUGCCCAGUGGUCAGCACUUGGCGCUGCGUGGCCUGGCGCCGCUGGAUCCCUUCCUGGGCCAACCACGCUACAUAGUGGGUGCGGGUGCGGGUGGAGGAGUUAGCCAACUCAAGCAGCGUCGACUGGACGCGGACUUUGUGGCCACCUUGGAGCCGGAGUUGCAGGAGUCGGAGUUGCAGGAACCGCCAGUGCUGGCCAAGGCAGAAGUGCGUCCAAGCACACCGCAGCCCGCCUCCUCCACGCAGAUGGGCGACCAGACCUUGGAUCGCCUCAUCGAUGCCAUCCUGGACUCCGCCUGCAAGGCGAAUGCCAGCAGCAAGAAGAAGCCGCGCAGGUCCACCUUCAAUCUGCGCCGCCGCACCUUGGUCAAGCAGCAAAUGGAGUCGCACUGCCCCCAGGAGGUGCUGUCGCCAUCCUACGCACCUGGCGACGAUCCGGCCGCGGACUUGAGCUUCGGCCUGAUGCCCCUGCCCGUGCAGAGUGGCCUGUUGGCCACUCCGGAGCCGGCCUCGCCGCUGGCCAAGAUGCCACACAACUUGCUGGUGCAGCUGGCCACUCCGGUGGCCAGGCCGAUGUCCUCCGCCGCCAAGCCUGCGCCCUGCGACAACACCUUCUGCCUGGAGACGCCGUUGAAGGCGCUGAAGCGCAGCCGCAAGGAGAUCGUCGCCAAGGAGUCGCCCAUCAAGCGCUACAAGGUCGACGAGCGCAACUACUUCGAGGUGGGACUGGCCCUGCCCUCAUCCAUCUAUGUCUGAGCAGAGGUCCUUGCACACCGAUCCUGGGGCAGCCCACAAAAGAGGAGACGAGAAGGCGAGCAACGCUGACAAACGGGGGGAAAACGCUUAACUAUGACGCUUAACUAGUUCCUAAGUCGCUAACUAAUCUGUAAACAUCUUUCAAUUGCUGUACAUAAUUUCUUCACUUUAUCACUAACCUAUUCACUAAUUAUUCCAAUUACUUGUAUAACCUUUUUUUUUAUGCUGCUGUUAUGUAGUUUUCGUAUAUGCAUUUUUUUCAUUAUUUAAUUUUAAACAAGUAUUUAUUGCUACCUUAAGUUACUCAAAUAAUAAUUUUUUUCAAAAUA
Drosophila yakuba is the source of this 2308-nucleotide messenger RNA. RefSeq lists its product as uncharacterized. The record is from RefSeq and is a predicted model, not a curated record. Bases 867 to 1979 code for a protein of 370 amino acids. NCBI's taxonomy places the organism in Eukaryota, Metazoa, Arthropoda, Insecta, Diptera, Drosophilidae. The transcript has a single exon.